Molecule: messenger RNA, 1098 nt
Organism: Phaedon cochleariae (mustard beetle)
Lineage: Eukaryota; Metazoa; Arthropoda; Insecta; Coleoptera; Chrysomelidae
Source: the annotation of a GenBank genome assembly
AUGCCUGAAUGUGUGCCACAAAUCAUAUCCACUUUGAAAAUGCUCUUUGGUAGGCCAGACCAAAUUUUGGAAGCACAUAUCAAUGCAAUUCGUCGCCAACCGCCUCCAAAACCAGAAAAACUCGAAACUCUUGUUGAAUUUGCAAUUGCAGUGAAAAAUUUAUGCGUUUCUCUACAAGCUGCCAAACUGACAGAAUAUUUAAACAAUCCAAUGUUAAUACACGAACUCGUAGAUAAACUGCCAUCGCAAAUAAAAGUAAACUGGGCUUUAUAUCGGUCUACCUUACAAUCAUCUACUGGGUUGGAGGAUUUCGAUGAAUGGAUGUUCAACUUAGCGACAAAUAUAAGUACUGCUCUACCUACCUUAAUAAUAACCGGACGCAAUAAGCAAUACUCUGAGAAUGAACAUCUCAAUGUUCACAAUACUGGCUCUGGAAUGAAUUUGCAGUCAUCAGGUGAGCAAACGAAGUGCAAAGUAUGCAGAAAGGAUUGCAAGGUUGUGGCAGAAUGCAGAGUUUUCCAAAGAUAUCCGAUAUCAGAUAAAUGGAAGACAAUAAAAGAUUUGAAGCUGUGCAGAUUAUGCUUGAAAAGACAUCGGUAUCCAUUCAGAUAUCCAGUAAAAUGUGAGAAGAAUCAAUGCGAACGAAAACAUCACCCACUCCUCCAUAAAGAUGAUGAUCCUGCACCUGGACUUGUAGUGCCCACUUCAUGUUCAGAUGAUUCUAUCAGUUCAGCAGUCAAUGUAUACCAUCAAUCUUCUGCACAGGGCGUCCGCUUUCGCAUAUUGCCAGUUAUACUAAGAAACGGAGAUAAAAAAGUCGUAACAUAUGCAUUCCUAGACGAAGGAUCAUCAAUCACUUUGUUGGAUGAAAGUUUAUCCGAAGAACUGGGCUUACAAGGAGAUUAUGAACCAUUGUGCCUAAAAUGGACCGUGAGAGAUUCCUUGGUGUUGGUAAUGGUGUUGAAAUGUAUAACCAACUUGCCAAACCAUGUUAGGGGUGCAUUAAUAGAUAUUGAAAUAUUCAGGAAAACUGUCAAAGAACUGCUGAAGCUCAGACCAUAUUACAGCCUCAAAGAAUUCUACGAUGACACGAUCUGA